Molecule: messenger RNA, 2359 nt
Organism: Patiria miniata (bat star)
Lineage: Eukaryota; Metazoa; Echinodermata; Asteroidea; Valvatida; Asterinidae
Product: caspase-3-like
Exons: 6
Coding region: 930-2063 (377 amino acids)
Biological process (GO): proteolysis; apoptotic process
Cellular component (GO): cytoplasm
Source: RefSeq, a predicted model, not a curated record
UUAACAUCACAGUUUAAAAGAGAACGAACGUCUAGAAUUUCAUAACAGCUUGCAUAAACAAUUCAUUUCAUGCUUAAAUGAUUACAACCGAGAUCAAGUUCGUUUUUACCGAGCCUGGACAAUAAAUAGCUUUGACAAUUUGACAGACUGUAUUAUAAGGGAUUACCUGCAAUGGUUAUAGAGAAAUGAUAAUUGGUCAAAAUGCAAAGAGAAUUGGUUUGUCAAUUGCCAUAUGCGUGUAUAAUUGUAAAAACUGCGUAAUGAUAGUAACCAGUAUUAUUUGGUGACGACAUUUAGAAUAUAGCUUGAACAUGACUUUUUUUUAUACUUCAAUGCAUUAUAGAUAUCCUUAGUUCUCUUCUGUAAGCUCCUAUGGGAUAACGAAAGAGUAUUACAUUUUGCAAUUAAUAAGUGUAAUUAGGGUUGAAAUGAAGACGACACGAAAACUCUGAAGUUUUGGACAACAAAUUCUGCUUCGUGGGGCUUAAUUUAUUGAAUACAAUGGGAAAAUUUGCGUACAUCAGUCAUCUCAAUAUGAAUGCAUUAUGGUUCAGCACGUACCAAAUGUUGGAUAUUCUACCGCAUACUCACACGCGUUUUAAAUCUACAUCCCUAAUAUAAGACGUGGCAUAUUGGGCAUGCAGUCUAUGUUAAACAAUGUUCAUGCGUGCAAAAUUUGCACAAUUUAUAACCCAUACAUGAAUAACACCAUAAAGAAGGAACAAUCGAGUGUACUUACCUAUGUUAAUAAAAACACGGAUUUAUAAAUAUUCUACAGGUACGUAUACCAGCAACAAUUCCAGCAUACCAAUAAACUCGCGCUUCGGUAGGAAAGUGGAUAAGGUGAUGAGAGUCAGGGUUACUAUACAACUGAAACCAUAAAACUGUGCGGGAAUUUAUUUCGCUGCCUUAACUGUGGCAAGACAUCAAUGAGGAGUCUUGUUUCAAAGAGCAUAGAUACUCAAACUGACAUGGCUGAUCGCGGAGCAGAUGAGACGGAGGAUGUCGGAUCAGACAUGAUAGCUCCUGGGCAUUUGUGUGGUAGCGGUAAUCAUAGCAGUGGUGGUAGAAACACCGAUGACGACACGAUGACGUCAGAGGAUACAUUUGAGGGAUACGCCAAGACGUUUGCUAGAAAACUGAGCAUCAGGCGGAAAGGCUCCGCCUCGAAACAAAAGAUGCCGUCUCCGGAGCAUCUCACCAGCAGCAGAGACGAAGACGACAACCAAGAAGACCCGAGCAGACCGGCCUUAUCCACCUCCUUACUGGCCGAUUAUAGGUACGACAUGUCCCACUAUCGACGCGGGACGGCGGUGCUGAUCAAUAUUGCGACGUUCGAGGAGGACGCCGACAUGCCGACGCGGCUGAGCACGGGCACGGACGUGGACGGGCUGGGGAGGGCACUGGAAGAUCUGGGGUUCCGGGUGAAACUCUUCCAGGAUUCCACGUGUGGCCAGAUAAAGAGGCUAAUGCACUUGCUCAGCAAGGAAGAUCACAGUGAUACAGAUUGCCUCUUGAUCGCCAUCAUGUCACACGGUAGCGAGGGUGAGAUAUACGGCACAGAUGGACCCAUGUCAACCAGGGAAAUCACAACACCCUUCCGUGGAGAUAACUGCCGGAGUCUUAUCGGCAAACCAAAGCUGUUCAUUUUCCAGGCGUGCCGAGGAGGAAUGGUGGACCAGGGCGUGGCUAUAGACCGUCAUGACAUCGAUGAACCGGACGCACAGAUUGGCUAUCAAGCGGCAAGGACCAUUCCUGUUGAGGCAGACUUUCUGAUGGCAUAUUCUUCUCCAGAAGGUUAUGCGUCUUGGCGGAACGCAACCAGCGGAGCCUGGUUCAUCCAGUCUUUGGUACGCGCAUUUGAAGCCUACGGCGCCAGCUGGGAAGUGACCAGAAUCCUCACGCUGGUCAACCGCAUGGUGGCGCUACAGUACGAGUCCCUCUCUGUGAACACGUUCAUGACGAGGAAGAAGCAGAUGCCGUGCUUCGUGUCCACGCUGACGAAGGAGCUAUACUUCAGACCAAAGGGCGCCCCCGGGGAACCUGCAACCAAAGUGGAAUAAACUGGUCGACCAAUGAACGUUAUUACCACGAAUGGUCUUCAGGUCCGCCAGGCUUGUUUGGAAAUGCACAUGUGUACAGGAGUUUAUGAAUAACCUUUAAAUGGCCCAUGAAGUCAAUUUUUCUUAGGAACAAAUUUUGUGCAACUUUCUACUCCUCUUAAACUCUGAAAAUCAUUUGACAUCCCUUUUUGGUUAGUUGUAUUGAAAACUGCGCACUUCUUUAAAUUUUUGACUUUUCCCAUGCUUUUCUGGACAACUGAGGGCGCUGUUGAUGUGAUGUCAUUUCAGGAAGACAC